GUAGUCAGCUGACCCCGCCCGGAUGGCACGUGACACUUACGUCACCUCGACGGGAGCAACUCCAUUGUAGACAAAGCAGCAGCCGCAAAAUGGACAUGAAGAAGAGGAUCCACCUGGAGCUUCGGAACAGGACACCGGCCGACGUAAAAGAGCUUGUCCUGGAUAAUUGCCGGUCAAAAGAUGGAAAAAUAGAGGGGUUGACAGACGAAUUUGAAGAACUGGAAUUUUUAAGCACAAUCAAUGUCUGCCUCAGCUCUGUCGCAAAUUUACCAAAGUUAAACAAAUUAAAAAAGUUGGAGUUGAGUGAUAACAACAUCUCUGGUGGACUGGAAGUCCUGGCAGAAAAGUGUCCAAGCCUCACACACCUCAAUCUAAGUGGCAACAGGAUAAAGGACCUGAGCACAUUAGAACCUCUGAAAAAAUUAGAGAGCCUAAAGAGCUUAGACCUGUUCAACUGCGAGGUCACCAACCUCACUGACUAUCGAGAAAAUGUCUUCAAGCUCCUGCCCCAGCUCACUUAUUUAGAUGGCUAUGACCGUGACGAGAAGGAAGCUCCUGACUCUGAUGCUGAGGCCUACGUGGAGGGCUUGGAUGAUGAUGAUGAUGAGGAGGAGGAUGAGGAAGACUACGAUGAUGACGUGCCACCAGGUGAAGAGGGCGAGGAGGACGAUGACGAAGAGGAGGGAGAAGAAGAGGAAGUAAGCGGCGAAGAAGAGGAGGAUGAGGAUGAGGCUGACCAAGACGAAAAAGGUCAGAAAAGAAAACGGGAGCUUGAAGAUGACGGAGAGGAGGAUGAUUAAUCCGCAGGACAAGGUACAUGAGGAGCGCGCCUUGUGACUGACAAAGAGGACUGAACCCCAAGAACCUUUUUUUGAAAACCCUGUUGUACUUUGACUGUUUUUACCUUGAAUUGCCCUGACCUUUUAUCUCCUGAUUUGUAAGGUUGCCGUGUGCCGGACAGAAACCACAACAAGAGUCACGCUUGGUAUUUUUACUGCUGUUCUUGCAAGUUUUUCUAAUUAUGAGGUUUAUUUUGUGUUUUGCCACUUAUUUCAGUACAGCCCCAGUCUUUCCAGUGGCCAUUACUUGUUUUAUUGUUUUGGGGGGAGUUUAGGUUUAGUUUUUACUCCAUGUCCUUCCAGCUGCCUUUGAAGAAAGACUUAAAGUUACUUUGGGCCUCAUGCAUUAAAUCUGUCUCAGAGAAAAAGUGGUCUUUUUACCCAUACACACUUAAUUUUUUAUUUAAUUGCAAACUAUAAAAUAAAAAGCAUUUUUUUGCUGGUUAUGGGCAAUAGGGUUGCUUUUAUUUGAGAUAUGUUAAUAUGUGAGGACCAGUGAGAAUCCCUCUGCUGUGCUCCACUCCUGGUUUGUCCUUUUAAAGGGAUUGUGCAAGAGUAGUGUUUUUUUGUUUGUUUUUUUUUGGGCUGGACCUGUAAAGGAAAGCUUACUUACCUUCAUCCCUCCACUAGCUUACCACUCCUUCUCCUCCCAGCCUGCAAUGCUCCGCUGGACUCCCUCACUUUAAACAUCCGGUUUGACUUGGCUUGCAGCCAAUCGCUGACCACAUCGGAGACUGGAUAUCCUUGCGGAGCAUAGGCAUUGAGGAGGAGUGGGGAGUCAGUGAAGUAAUCUUCCCAGGUCUGGCAACAAAAAACAAACUCAUUCUUGCACAACCCCUUUAUUGGGGGGCUCCAGUUGUAUAGAGUGACUAUGACUACUCACCCCCUUUGCUGUAGAGAGGAGGUGGUAUCCAUAUGACAUUGCAUCAUACAAUAGCAUUCAGGUGAUUGGCUGUAGAUGGCAUUCAUACCCAUGGUUUAAUUGGACCCACAAACCCUGAAGGCCUCAUGCACAUGACUGUAUCCUUUUUUCCGGUCUGGAACUUGCGGAUCCGCAGAUACCGGCUGUGUGCGUCCCACAUUUUCCUUUCCACGGGUUCUGCAGUAUAUUACAAAUGCCUAUUCUUGUUCUUCAAAAUGGACAAAAAUAGUACAUGUUCAUUUUAAUUUUUUUGCUGGGGCCAUGGAUGGACAUAUGGAUGAGGACAGCACACCGUGAAAUGAAUUUGAACUGAACGGAUCUACAGAUGCAGGCGGAAACCACGGGUGUGUGCAUAAGGCCUAAUUGUGAUAUUUGUCACAGAUCAAGGCUGUCACUGAGGCUGCUAUGACCUCACUGGUUAUAGGAGAAAUGUGUGUGGUAUACAGAUUAGCAACGUAAUCAAGUCACUGAAAUGUCUCUUGACCUUUGGGGGCCUUAAAAAAAAAAAAAAAGUAAAACAACAACUCAUAACAUUAAUAAAAAUAAAUACCCCCUGAAAUAUCUGAACAUGUGUUGCGAAAAUAAAUGGUGGCCAUUGGUAGGCAAAAAUUUAGAUUCUAUUUAUGUGGUUUUACGUGAUUAGAAAAGUGAGUGCAAAAAAGUGCAUAUUUUUAAUAUUUUUACUGAAUAAAAGGCGAAUAUUUCUACAAAAAAAA
Messenger RNA from Bufo gargarizans (Asiatic toad), 2477 nucleotides. It is a transcript of the gene ANP32A, whose product is annotated as acidic nuclear phosphoprotein 32 family member A. The record is from RefSeq and is a predicted model, not a curated record. Bases 90 to 800 code for a protein of 236 amino acids. Gene Ontology annotation, molecular function: histone binding. Gene Ontology annotation, biological process: regulation of apoptotic process. The transcript has 7 exons. Gene Ontology annotation, cellular component: nucleus. Lineage: Eukaryota; Metazoa; Chordata; Amphibia; Anura; Bufonidae.